UCACGAGCUAGCAAGCCUCAGCUCUGCACCUGGAGAAUUUCCGAGCUUUGCAAGCUAACCUCGCCGAGUGCAACGCCAAUGGCGAGCAUCGAGGUGUCCAAGCCGUCGAAGCGCCUAUCACCGAAGGGCAGCUUCAAGCUGAGCCUGCCCGGUCUGUUCUGCGGCCAGUGCAAGGCCACGGCGGUCACGUCGCCGCCGGACUCUCCCACGGGCGCCGGUCCGCGGUCGCUGUCGACGUCGUCCGCGUCGGCUUCGGCGUCCGCCUCUUCGUCGGGGACGUCCCGCGGGCGCGACCGCAUGGCGGAGCUCCGCGAGAUCUUCCGCCACUUCGACCGCGACAUGGACGGCCGGAUCUCGGGCCGCGAGCUGCGCGAGUUCUUGGCGUCCAUGGGCGACGGCGGCAGCUUGAUGCUGGGGCCGGUGCCGGGGCUGGACGGCGAAGACCUGAUGCUGGGGUUCGACGACUUCGUGCGCAUCGUGGAGAGCAAGGGCGGGGAGGAGGAGGAGCGCGAGGACCUGCGGCGCGCGUUCGAGGCGUUCGAGGCCGUGAAGGGGUCCGGCCGGAUCACGCCGGGCGGGCUGCAGCGCGUGCUCAGCCAGCUCGGCGACGAGCCGUCCGUGGCCGAGUGCGAGGCCAUGAUACGAGCCUACGACGGCGACGGCGACGGCGAGCUCGACUUCCACGAUUUCCACCGCAUGAUGAGCCAGGACUAGGCACGUACGUUGCGCCGGCCGGUGUCAAGUCUCGUCACUUUCUACUGGCACGAGUAUGAAUUUUUACUUAUCCAGGAUUUUUAUUUUUUGGUUUGCCUUCGGUCCAUGUACCUGUAACCUGUCCGGCCGUUUGCUGUGGGUCAGCGUGUGCGCGAUGGGCACGCGCAUAUGUGUCGUGAGUUGGGGACGUGCUGCCCGUGUGUGCUUUGAGCCUGGUCCGUUUGUUGUGGAGGGUGUGAUGUACUGCAUGCAUAUUAUAUUAUUAUAUCUGUACUCUUAAAAAAAUGUACAGUAUCUUAUGCUAAUAGGGGUCGCUCGCCGCAUAGG
Messenger RNA from Phragmites australis (common reed), 1041 nucleotides. Its product is annotated as putative calcium-binding protein CML19. The record is from RefSeq and is a predicted model, not a curated record. The transcript has a single exon. Bases 79 to 714 code for a protein of 211 amino acids. Gene Ontology annotation, molecular function: enzyme regulator activity; calcium ion binding. NCBI's taxonomy places the organism in Eukaryota, Viridiplantae, Streptophyta, Magnoliopsida, Poales, Poaceae.